ACUUUUUUCUCGCGGCAUCAAAGUCGCCGACGGACCUGAUCAACGGCAUCACAUCCACGCCCUUCUCCCACCCCGAUCUCGCGACAAUUGGCAGAAUUACGGGGGGCGAGAGGCUGGGCUGACGGCAGGCCACCAUGUUGGGCGACAGCUCAUGAGAGUCCCCAGCCGAAUUGACGGGUCGAUAUGCGGCGCGAUCCUCUUUCUGCACCGCCCGUCGCUGUCGUCGAAUCGGUCUGCCGCCACGUCUAUUCCAGGCUGCCUUCAUAGCCCCGGCGGAGGGCCUGUGCAGAGCUCCCACGGCGCCUGCGCUGUCGGACGACAAACCGUCUGCAACAGCUCCGACACUGCGACGUCCAGACCGAGAUUAGCGGCGCCUCAGCGGCGCCCGCUACUGUCCCUUCCGGUCCUUCGGAUUUCCCACACCCGCUUUGGCAGCUCUUCCGGGCCCUCCAUCCCCGCUAUUCGUUCUAACCAUUCGGUCGCUGUUGCCGAAUCAUCUCCCGUCCAUGAUCUCGACAACUAUGACAUUCCGGACGACGCGCCUCUGGGGACUCCAGACCCACGGUCUCCCCGCCCACCCAAACGACGGCCCAGCUUCUCCAAAAAAGAGCUGCUUGCUCUCCUCGACUACUACGAUGGUGAAGAGAUUGGCGCCGUCGAGGAUUACCUCGAGUAUCUCCGCGACCCCUACAUGCGUGGCUAUGCCCAGCCCAACACCCAGAAGAUUGCGUUUGCCCGUACCGCCGAGGACUUUGAGUACCCAUCCAUGGAACAGGUGAUCCAGGCUGGCGAAGAGGAGAAAGGGACCCUCUGGGAACUCCGCUUCGCCGUGCUCACGCGCCUCAGGACGCCUCACAAGGUCAGCCUCGACCACAUCUACGAGCUCUACCAGCGCCUCCCGGAGCCGCGCAUGCUCUACCUCCACUCUCGCUUUCGCCAUCAGCUGCUGCGCACCCUCGGCCAACCAGAUGAGCGGGACUCAGGGUCGAUGCUGCGGUACUUCGAGGUGAUUGCCGACGUCAAAAACACAGGCAUACCCUUGACAACAGCCGAGUGGAACUGCGCCAUCGCCUUCGCCAGCAAAUAUGUAGGCACCGUCUCCGAGACCGAGGUCGAGGCGGCCUUGAAAUUGUGGCGCGAGAUGGAGUGUGACGCCGGUAUCAAGGCCACCAACGUGACCUUCAACAUCCUCUUCGACGUUGCUUGCAAGGCCGGUAACUUUGCCCUGGCCGAGAUGAUCUACCGCGAAAUGGAGUCGCGCGGCCACUACUACAACCGCUACCACUACACCAGCCUGAUCCACUUCUUCGGCCUCAAGCAUGAGACGGGCGGCAUGCGUGCCGCCUACAAGGAGAUGGUCGAAGCCGGCGAGAUGAUCGACACGGUCGUGCUGAACGCCAUGAUCAGCGGCCUGCUGCGGUCGGGCGAGGAAGCGCCGGCCGAGCGGCUCUACGAGCGCAUGAAAACCGCCACGCUGAGCGAAGACAGCAACGCCGCCACGACCGUCCCCGUGCGCACCCCGACCUCGGACCGCGCCAUCACGCAGGCACUGCUCAUGUUCGCCAAGAUUGCCCGCCGCCACCCGCGCUCGCGGGCCGCGCUGCAGCGCAUGACGCUCCUUGCCCCGGACCUGCAGACGUACCGCAUCCUGGUCAACCACUACGGCGUCAAGCGCGGUGAUUUGGCAAAAGUGGCCGGCUACAUCGACGAGAUGAAGUUCUUCAAAAUCCCGCUGCACCACGCCAUCUUCCUGGCCCUGUUCAAGGGCUUCGCCCACCAUGGCGGGUAUGAGCGCUCCGCCUGGAGCGAGCGCCGCCUGACUGGGAUCUGGAACGCCCUGCUGGACGCCCUCGACUCGGGAACGCCCGGGCUGGAAGUCAAGACGUGGCUGGCCGUGUGGGCGCUCCGGGCGUUUGCGAAAUGCUCGACCAGGGAGAGGGUGUUGGAUGUGUAUGACGCGCUCAAGGCGAGGUGGAGCCUGGGUCCUGUUGAUGAGCAGUUCAUGAUUGAUUUUUUGAGUAGUCUCGUUAAUAAAUAGAGGGACAAAGCAUGACCAGGGUCUAAGGGUCUUGAACCGUGUACGUACAUUAAGGUGGUCGCCAUGGUCCGGGCUGGGAUCUGCGGUGAACUUGUACAAUAGCGUCUAAUAUCCUUGCAUAUAUGAGUGUACCAUGGGUGGCGGCUGAAGACUGGAGCCGCGAGAGUAGAACUGAUGAGAAAGACGAUACGCUGGACGGUUUCCGCUGUCCCGUCAUCGACCGUUGCUUGACCUGUUACCGGCUUGUCUGCCAGAUCUUGAACAAAAUUUCCAACAAGGUCUGCUUUUGGACUCGUAAUGUUCGGUGGGGUUCGUUAUUCCUCCACACAUCGAACAUGCGAUGACGA
This is a messenger RNA of Parathielavia appendiculata, 2385 nucleotides long. RefSeq lists its product as uncharacterized. The transcript has a single exon. Gene Ontology annotation, molecular function: protein binding. The record is from RefSeq and is a predicted model, not a curated record. Lineage: Eukaryota; Fungi; Ascomycota; Sordariomycetes; Sordariales; Chaetomiaceae. The coding region runs from base 152 to 2038 and encodes 628 amino acids.